Messenger RNA from Sycon ciliatum, 4341 nucleotides. RefSeq lists its product as uncharacterized. Gene Ontology annotation, molecular function: cysteine-type deubiquitinase activity. The record is from RefSeq and is a predicted model, not a curated record. Gene Ontology annotation, biological process: protein deubiquitination. Lineage: Eukaryota; Metazoa; Porifera; Calcarea; Leucosolenida; Sycettidae. The transcript is spliced from 12 exons. Bases 473 to 3337 code for a protein of 954 amino acids.
GCAAUCAUUUUGUAAGAAAGUUUUGGUGCUCGGUGUAUUGUGUUUGAACGACCAGCAAAUCAGCAAGCUGAACCCAGUGAAGGUUUGUGCCGCUGCUGUUCAUGGGCGUCUAUUCGGGGUUGACCCGUUAUCCACCAUCGCACCCCCGGCUUGGAGUCGUUGAAAAGGAGCAGACAGUGGUGAGGCAAGAAAGAAUUCUCGACGCCAGGGUAGUCUGUAGGGUGUGGUAGUGCAAAGAAAUGCGGCGUUCCCGGCGAAACGGCACACCGGAGCUUGGAGCAGCAUGUUCUGCGCUUGAUCAUUCAGCGUGAGCGAGCUCCCACUGUUGGUGUAUGCCUUCAUAUUGAGGCGGAGAGUGAGCGGAGGUUGGACGUAGUCGCCACCGCCCGGUGCGCUCGUUGCAUCGACCCUGCAGUGAGCUGGCUGGGGAGACGUACAGGUGAAGCAAGCUCUCGUCAUACUAUUGCCAACCAUGCCUGCACCAGGAGGGAGCCAUGACUACCUAUCUCGACGCAACAACGGGAAAUCCCCGUAUGAUCUGAACCCACCUGCUGCUACUGCUGGCAGAAGUAGCAGCAGCUGGUUGAGUUCAGAGGUAUCGGGGAGAGCGACCCUUGGGCCUCUGUCGGGAAUAGCUGGAACGGGCUCGAACCACACUCCGCACAUGUCCCAUGGCUCCUCUGCUGCACGACACGGCACGGCGACACAGAUCUCCGUGCUGGAUCGGUCGUCCCUGCUGCCGCAGAGUGGCCAUCGCUCGACCGGUCGGCACCCGGGCCACGGCGAGUUCCCGCACGUCACCGACCACCGGAGCAUGAUGGCGCUGUCGACGCCGACGAACGAGAUGAAACCUCACCGGGGAGCGACGGGCGGCCUGGCGAAAGAUUACAUUGCCACCAACCGGCAACCGUACACCGGCAGCAUGCAGACACAUGAAACACGUUCGCAGCUGACAGCAGGGAGAACGAUAACAACAUCAUCAUCUGGUGUGGACUCUGGCAGCCGCGAUACGCUGAGUAAUGGCAGCCGCGAUGCGCUGAGUAAUAAGAACAAGACCUCCGUGGAUGGGCAGGGCCGACCUCUACCGGAUGUCAAACGCCAGCGUCGGAGCAGCUUGAAGACGGCUAGGACGAGCGGUGGUGCCUAUCAGGCAAAGAAACCAAAGCCGUCUGUCAAGUUUAGCGGAGAGGACGAGAUCCUCUCCUCAGCCACACACAUCGGCAUCAAUCAAAAGCCCGUCACUGUACAGAAGCAGAAGCCAUAUGAGGAUCCCGAGCGGCAGCAUCAGCAACAGCGGCAGCCCUCAAAGCUGGCCACCGGCGGUGCACUACCUAAACAACAGGGCACUACCGGGCCACUAAAACCAUCUCAGGGUGUGGAGUCCUACAUUAAGAAGGGCCAUCAGCUGCAGCUGGAUCACCGGCUACACGAGGGCAAACCGCCACCCAAGCCACCGGUAGCAUCGCCGGACAAUCACCCAGCUCUCGGCACGGCCAUGACCGAUGUGACUAUCGGACGCAGAGCACCGUUCUACAGCACAUCCAGCACUGCGCACGAGUCGAAGGCAUCCUCGUCCAGCAACAUGAUUGAUGCAUUCAGCACGGCACAGUUCACGGAGACCAGCAACGCACCAUUGGACAUAAAACGACGCUCGUCGUUUGGCUCUGUCCCAUCCAAGCCACACCUGACUUCCGAACAGUCGAAACCCACCCUCGCGUCACUAGCCGAGCAGCCGUUACGAACUAGAAGCAACUCACAGACAAACCUAUCGUUUGCGGGUACACCGCGGUACGACCCCAAUGCACCCUACGAGCGGCCAAAGUCGCCACUGACCGUAACGCUCUCUGAGGAGCCUCCGAAAAAGGGCUUGCUGGUUGACAAUUCGCGUUUUGUUUCUGGCCACGGUGGUGAUCCCUAUCAAUCAUCCUCUCCCACUGCGUAUGAUACUGACCGGUCGUCGCGUGUUGCCAGCACGGGACAUCAUCAGGGAUCUGUAAGUGAGAAUGUCAACACAGUGGCUGACAAGCUGCAACGGAGCCAGCCCUUCUCCACAUCACCGCCUACAAAGCAAAGCAACGCAGGGAGCUCAGGCGCCUCAAGGGAAUAUGAUCCCGCUCCUCCGCAGAGGCCCUUGCUGGCUGUGAUGCCCAAGCACUCGACCAUCGGCCUGAAGAACAUUGGAAACACGUGCUACAUGAACUGUAUACUGCAGUGCUUGAGUCAUACCAGGCCACUGCGAGACUACGCACUGUGUGGUGACAUGGAGGCCUUCCUCAGGAGCAAGUCCAAGACCUGGAACGCCCGAAACAGCACAGGCACUGAGUUUGUCACUCUCAUCAAAACACUUUGGGACAAGGGCAGAACGAUACCGUUCAUGCCAAGCGAACUCAAGGCGCGCAUCGGCAGAGCAAACUCCCAGUUCAGAGGCUCCGGUCAACAAGAUGCAAAUGAGUUCUUCCAUGCCAUUUUGUCUGAACUCCAUGAUGAACUGAAGGUCGCGAGUUGUUCACAGCUACCGAGUCUACCUGAGAAUUUCUCCAAACUCCCAGUUCAGAAACAAUCAGAUCUCAUGUGGUCAGCCAUGGGUAGUAAACACGAUAGUCAAAUCCGAAGUUUGUUCCACGGACAGUUGCAGAGCCGUCUGUCCUGUUGCGUUUGCGGAAACCUCUCGGUGACGUUCGAGGAGUUCCAGGACUUGCAGCUACCAAUCCCGCAGAGGUCAAGUACUAGCAAACCGAGGCAGUCAAAUCAACGCUAUUCUACGACGUUUCAAAGUCUGGGAAUGAGUACGGAUGCCGACGACAAGGCUGGAAGAGGAGCGGCGACGGGUGCAGCACCGUCGUACUCGAAGACGGCGUUGCCCAAUGCAACCAUUCACGACUGCCUGUCGGCGUUUACUGACGAAGAACAACUGAGUGGUGCAGAUAAACCGUUUUGCUCAGAAUGUGGCAGGAAGCAGAACAGCCAGAAGAAAUUCACUGUGCAGAGGUUGCCAAAGAUUCUUGUACUCCAUCUCAAGCGUUUCGAGAUUGGUCAGAAUGGACAGAGGAAGAUUGGCGAUCUUGUGGUGUUCGACUCGACAUUGGACAUGUCCUCCUUCUCCUCGGGCUCAGCUGGUUCCACCCUGUAUCAGCUGUAUGCUGUGGCCAAUCACACAGGAACAGUGAGAGGUGGGCAUUACCGCGCACACUGCUGUAAUCUCGACAAUCCAGCAAGGAGUCGCGAAUGGAAAGAUUAUGAUGAUCAAAGUGUACGGCCGGUGCAGAAGCCGACAGCUAGCCACAACCCAGUAUGCACAAGUCAAGCGUACAUCUUAUUCUAUGAACGAAUCGACUAAUGGCGGCCACCUCUGGUGCUGUGCUUGUGGAGAGGAAGGCUUGAGAGGAACUCCUCUGAAUGUAUUUUGGCUGCUCUGGACAAUGUCUUUGUAAGCUAAGCGUCCGGUGAAGCAAGGAACAGUGUUUACUUCUUAGCCUGCAUUGAGGCAAGGCGCACUCCAUGCACAACGUCACAGGCAUGGUCUAGUGGCUUCACCGCCAGUGACAGCCAGGUUUGUGAGUCUGUCCUCCCGCUUUCGCAAUAAUGGCGAUGAUUGUGCUAUCGCCUGUGUGCAUGGUGGUGGCUGAAUCUGUGUCUAUGGUGACAUUCUCUGCACCUCUGAUGACAUCAUCUGCAUUUCUGGUGUUCAUUAUGACAUCACUUGAUCUUCUCAGUGUGGAAAGACCUUUACUAUGAAGUAUGAGGUCCUAAUUGCACAGUACGCCCAUCUAGUGCUCACAAGGCUGGUGUUUGACCUGGUGAUAUUAUUGGCAGCAAUAAAUCGGCCUCAAAACCGCCAUUGUAUAAGCACCGUUGAUGAUGCAAGCGGCAGCUUCCAACUAUGAUGUACCACUCCAGCCAGUCAACACGCCAGGACCUCUGUGUGAUAAUCGUCAGUAAAGCUGUAUCACUGGAAGAAAACACUUCUGUUCUUGAACAAUACUGAAAUAUAUCUUGAAUCUAUUUUUUUUUAAGAAAUUUUUUCACCGUGACCGGCCUAGCAUCAUUUCAAAGCUUUUAAAAUAACGGACAUGCAUUUGUGUACUGUGUUUUGUUUUCCCAGUCAAACCAUGAUGUUGGUAUUUAUUUGAUCCUAUGUCUUGCGCAAUGUGACCUGGGCUAUGUCCUGUAAAAUGCCUGGGAGUUUCUCAGUUGUAUCCGGCAGAGAUUGAUGGUUUAGGAAUUUGAUGUUGGCUGCUCGCAUGCAUGUGCAGCUCACAAGUAGCUCAGAAGUACAUAAUGUACUAGUAAUCUAUUGUAAACGUUAUUAAUUUUGUUUGCAGAAAUAUGAGCUCUGUUUUA